Gorilla gorilla gorilla (western lowland gorilla) is the source of this 1628-nucleotide messenger RNA. RefSeq names its product ankyrin repeat domain 45 (gene ANKRD45). Gene Ontology annotation, molecular function: protein binding. The record is from RefSeq and is a predicted model, not a curated record. Lineage: Eukaryota; Metazoa; Chordata; Mammalia; Primates; Hominidae. Bases 752 to 1549 code for a protein of 265 amino acids. The transcript is spliced from 6 exons.
GUCCUGGCGCUGUGGGCCGGGGUGGGCACUCGGGGAGGAGUGCGAUGGGGUAGAUGGACAUCUUCCCUCCAGCCUGCUCGGGCAGGGCUGGAGGGGAGUGGGCUUCAAUCUCAGCGUCCUCACACUGCUUCUGUCCAGAGCUUUGCGCACCACUCUCCUACCCCGCCGGCAGCCACAAGGGAUCGCAGAAGGUCCCUAGGGAAUUCAGGCCGAAGAGCAAACUCUGGUGCCCUGAAGUGUCCGUUGCCCCCUCGCGGGACCUCCUGGAUCACCUGGCGACGCUGCCACUUUCUGUAUCCUGUUCCUCAGGCCUUCUCUUUGUUUAACUCUGUGUGCCCAGGGUUGCCCUUGGAGUCCUUCUCCUUGAGCUGGGACUUGAUUAAGGGACUACUUUUUUUUUUUUUUUUUUAAGAAAAAAAUCAGUUGGCUUAAAAGGCACAUUAGGAUCUACUCCUCUAUCACAACUUCAGACUGCGUCGCCUGCCUCCUUGCCCUUUGUUUAUCCUCCUCCCGUUACCUGGAUUGUCCUUUUUUCCUCCUUUUAAGACUCCUACUCUUCACUAUCGAGAUUUCACCUCUUCUGGGAAACCUUUCUGAGACCGCCACCCAGAAUUGAAUGUAGAUGUCCACGGUUUUACUCUCAAAGCACUCUACCUACCUCCAUUGAAUCCCUGAUCUCACUCUGUCAUUGCUGAUUUACUUGUAUCUUCCCUACCAAAAUGUGAGAGCCUAUGAGGUAUUUUUGGAGUUAAUGGAGUCAGAAGGACCUCCAGAGUCAGAGAGUUCAGAAUUUUUCUCACAGCAAGAAGAGGAAAAUGAAGAAGAAGCCCAAGAACCAGAGGAAACAGGCCCCAAGAACCCCCUUUUACAACCUGCUCUCACAGGGGAUGUAGAGGGUUUGCAGAAGAUUUUUGAGGAUCCUGAGAAUCCUCAUCAUGAACAGGCCAUGCAGCUUCUCUUAGAAGAAGACAUCGUUGGGAGAAAUUUGUUGUAUGCAGCUUGCAUGGCUGGGCAAAGUGGCGUGAUUAGAGCUUUGGCAAAAUAUGGUGUGAAUCUGAAUGAAAAAACCACCAGAGGGUACACACUCUUACAUUGUGCUGCAGCCUGGGGUCGUUUGGAAACUUUGAAAGCACUGGUAGAACUGGAUGUUGAUAUAGAAGCUUUGAACUUCCGGGAAGAAAGGGCUCGAGAUGUUGCUGCUAGAUAUUCUCAGACUGAAUGUGUUGAAUUCCUGGACUGGGCAGAUGCAAGGCUGACUCUGAAAAAAUACAUUGCAAAAGUCUCUUUAGCUGUUACUGACACAGAAAAGGGAUCAGGGAAACUCCUUAAGGAAGACAAGAAUACCAUCCUCAGUGCAUGCCGUGCAAAAAAUGAGUGGUUGGAAACCCAUACAGAAGCUUCCAUUAAUGAGCUUUUUGAGCAGAGACAACAACUGGAAGAUAUUGUGACUCCUAUCUUCGCAAAAAUGACUACACCACGUCAAGUGAAAAGUGCCAAAUCUGUAACAAGCCAUGACCAGAAGAGAAGUCAAGAUGAUACCUCCCACUGAACAUACGUUCUGUAAAAGGCCACAUUUUCUUCUAGUAUCUGAAAGGCAAACCUAUGCAUGCCAUUUGAAAUCGAGAAAA